Molecule: messenger RNA, 3090 nt
Organism: Sorex fumeus (smoky shrew)
Lineage: Eukaryota; Metazoa; Chordata; Mammalia; Eulipotyphla; Soricidae
Gene: MAT1A
Product: methionine adenosyltransferase 1A
Exons: 9
Coding region: 253-1440 (395 amino acids)
Biological process (GO): S-adenosylmethionine biosynthetic process
Cellular component (GO): cytosol
Molecular function (GO): methionine adenosyltransferase activity; ATP binding
Source: RefSeq, a predicted model, not a curated record
GAGUUCUCAGGAGCAAGCUCUGACCAGUGAGAGGGAGUGACAUAUCCGGAUCCAGUCCCUCCCUUCUCACCCAUCCCCACACACUCUUCUCACGUGCUCGGAGGGAGUUAAACAGACGUGAGCCCAGUGAGCCCGUGGCUCUGCAAAAGACAAGCCCGUCGGGUUUAAAGGAGGAAGAAAAAAAAAAAAAGACCUCAGAUCAAGUCAAAGCAUCGGAGUUGCCCUGAAGCAGCGGAGCAGACCAGCGCCAAGAUGAAUGGCCCCGUGGACGGCAAGUACGACCGCUCUCGUGAGGACGGAGCUUUCAUGUUCACGUCGGAGUCUGUGGGAGAGGGACAUCCAGAUAAGAUCUGUGAUCAGAUCAGUGACGCGGUCCUAGAUGCCCACCUCCAGCAGGACCCCAACGCCAAGGUGGCCUGUGAGACAGUGUGCAAGACGGGCAUGGUGCUGCUGUGCGGGGAGAUCACCUCCAGGGCCACGGUGGACUACCAGCGUGUGGUGCGCGACGCCAUCAAGCACAUCGGCUACGACGACUCAGCCAAGGGCUUUGACUUCAAGACCUGCAACGUGCUGGUGGCUUUGGAGCAGCAGUCCCCAGAUAUCGCCCAGGGCGUCCACCUCGACAGAAACGAAGAGGACGUGGGUGCUGGGGACCAGGGCUUGAUGUUCGGCUACGCCACGGAUGAGACGGAGGAAUGCAUGCCACUCACCAUCAUCCUCGCUCACAAGCUCAACGCCCGCAUGGCGGAGCUGAGGCGCUCGGGGGUCCUCCCCUGGCUGAGGCCCGACUCGAAGACCCAGGUGACAGUGCAGUACUCGCAGGACAAGGGCGCGGUGAUUCCCGUGCGCAUCCACACCAUCGUCAUCUCGGUGCAGCACGACGAGGACAUCACGCUGGAGGACAUGCGCAGGGCCCUGAAGGAGCAAGUGAUCCAGGCCGUGGUGCCCGCCAAGUACCUGGACAAGAACACCAUCUACCACCUGCAGCCCAGCGGCCGCUUCGUCAUCGGGGGGCCCCAGGGUGACGCGGGCGUCACAGGCCGGAAGAUCAUCGUGGACACCUAUGGCGGCUGGGGGGCACAUGGCGGGGGGGCCUUCUCCGGGAAGGACUACACCAAGGUGGACCGCUCUGCCGCUUACGCCGCCCGCUGGGUGGCCAAGUCCCUGGUGAAAGCCGGACUCUGCCGGCGAGUGCUGGUACAGGUGUCCUAUGCCAUCGGGGUGGCCGAGCCCCUGUCCAUAUCUCUCUUCACCUAUGGGACAUCCCAGAAGACGGAGGCAGAGCUUCUAGAAGUGGUGAACAGGAACUUUGACCUCCGGCCUGGUGUCAUUGUCAAGCAACUGGACCUGAGGAAGCCCAUCUACCAGAAGACGGCGUGCUACGGCCACUUCGGGAGGAAGGAGUUUCCCUGGGAAGUCCCCAAGAAGCUUGUGUUCUAGAGCCCCCCAGGGCACCCCCUUCCCAGGCUUCCGCCCUCACACCCCUGGACCCCAGCAAGCAGCCCCUCCCGCCCCCCACCCCCGCCCUUCGGGCCCAGGUGGUGUGGAUUGAGUGGGCACCCUCCCUCCUCAUGCAGAGCACGUACCCCCUCCCCUCGCGGGACCCCCUCCCCCCCCACUCGGCAGGCUCCACACUUGCGUCAUAGUCGGCGUGUCUCACAGAACUCAGGGCUCUGUGGGGUCCUGCCCUACACACACACACAACCCAACAUAUACACACUCACACCCCAGCUGUGUCAGGGCCUCUUCCCCCUAGGCUGGACGCCGGAUGGGGGCCGGAAGGGACCCGCUCGGUGACACACGGGCAGUGAGCUCAUUGCUGGUCUCGUUUCUCCUUCACUGCAGCACGAUGAGGUAGCACCUUCCCUCUUUCCCCGCUUGUUAACAGGGAAACCCAGACGCAGACCACCGAGGUCACUGGCCCGGGGCCUCCCCUUGAAUUCCAGAAGCUUCGACUCAGGAGCCUGCGUGGCAGCCCUGCCCCCAUCCUGGGCCUGACCUAAGCAAGGCCAGAGCAGACUGCCGAGAGGCGGUGCCCUCACCCACGCCCAUCCUGGAGAUGGGAAUUGUUGGGAUUGAGGGUCUAAGCCCCACGGCGAGGCGAGGCCUGAUGAGAUGUGGGCGGAAGGAGGCAGACCCCUCCCAGGGCUCAGCCAGCCCAGGACCAUCUACAGAGUCAGGCGUUGCUCAGGACCCUCAUUUUUUUUUUUUUCAACGCUGGGACCCUGUCCUGGCCGUGAGGCUGGGCUGGAGUUUGGAAUCGAGCAAGCACAUGGCCCCCUCCCCUGACCGUGGGGACAUGCAGGACCCCUGGGUGAGUGGUGAAGUCUAGUCCAGCCCCAUCUGGGCUUCCCGGCUCUGAAGUCAAGGCCCUGGACUGUGGGGCCCCCUUCCUCUGGCCGUUGUGGACCCCUUGCAGUGUGCUGAGUCAGUUGGGCAGCCCUCAGGGACCCCUUCCCGAGGGCCAGGCUCUCAGGGCUAACCUGCUGGCCCUGCUCCUGUGAGGAGCGCCUAGUAGGCAGGCCCAUUUCCCUGCCUUCUCUCCGGGCCAGCCUCCCUCCCCCUCCUCCUCAGCCUCCCUCCGCAGCUCCCUGGACCUCAGGUGCAGCCUCCAGGGACCGCCCCCCCCCCCCCCCCCCCCGAGAGAAUACUAGCCGGGGACUUCUUUCGUUCAGAGGGUGCUGGUGCUGGCUUGGGGUAGCCCAAGAAGCCAGACAUGGUGCAGACAGCCUGGAGCCCCAAGGCUGGGCUCGCUUUCUCCCGAGGACAGGGGGACGGUCCCCCAGAGCAGCAAGGCCUAGCACCUGGGCAGGAUUCAGGAGCUCUGGGGUCUCCCAGGGGUUCCCCAUCCCCCAGGAAAACCUCCAGAUCCUUUCAGGACAGGGAGGCAGCCAAGUGACCCGGGUUGGGGGUGGAGGAGUAUCCCAUAACCUGGGCCGGCCAAAUAUUCAUCCCAGCGAAAAUGUUGUCUUUGUCCACCUCCUUGUCAAACAGGGCCCCACAUUGUUUAUAGGAUUGUGUAUAAAAACUGGAACCUUUCUUUGUGAAUAGUUUCUGCUAGAAAAAAAUUAAAAACUUACAGAAGAACCA